Messenger RNA from Chondrus crispus (carragheen), 843 nucleotides. RefSeq lists its product as hypothetical. The record is from RefSeq and is a predicted model, not a curated record. The transcript has a single exon. NCBI's taxonomy places the organism in Eukaryota, Rhodophyta, Florideophyceae, Gigartinales, Gigartinaceae. Gene Ontology annotation, molecular function: oxidoreductase activity. The coding region runs from base 1 to 843 and encodes 280 amino acids.
AUGCCCCUUCCCGCGGACCUGCUCUGUAAGUACGGGCCGUGGGCCGUCAUAACCGGCUCCUCAUCUGGGAUUGGCAGCCAGUUCGCACAGCAGCUUGCCGCCUCCGGGUUCUCACUCGUCCUUGUUGCACGGCGUUCCGCCCGUCUCGACGACCACGCAAAAUGUCUGCGCACCCUGGCUCCGCAUCCGAUUGAAAUCCGUACGCUUACCGCAGACCUCGCCACCGACGAUGGCAUCCGCGCCGUUGUGGAAUACACCGCCGAUUUGGAUGUCGGCUUGCUGGUGAACAAUGCGGGUACCGUCCUACAUGGCUCGUUCUUUAGACAUAACCCAGAGGCUUAUCAGCACAUGAUCGCUCUGAAUGUGACCGCCGUGACGAUGCUCGCGCACGCGAUUGGGAAAAGACUUGGCCAAAGGAAGCGCGGGGGAAUUGUCUUCACUAGCUCCAUGGCACAGUCAGGGUUUCCUAAUUUCCCAACCUACUCGGCGACAAAAAGCUACGUAUCCACGCUGGCAUUGUUGCUGAGGGGCGAGCUGGCUCCCAGGGGCGUAGAUGUGCUUUGUUUGGAGCCGGGGGCAGUGGAGAGUGAGAUCGUGGACGUGCUUCGGGAAGAAGGAGUGAAUCUUGAUGCCAUUGGGAUGAAGCCGAUGCCAGUGGAAGACUGCGUGGAGGAAGCGUUGAGGAGCCUGCACCGUGGCGAUGCAAAAGUCACGCCAGGGCUUAUGAAUAAGAAUAUGAUGGCGGUGGCAAAGCUCAUUCCGGAGCAGAUGCGGCUGGGGAUGCUGGAUACAGCCAUGGCUAAAACUAUGGCUGAAAAUUCGCGGUCGUUUCCGGAAGAUUAG